GGCUCGUAUUUUCGUUUCUGGGUUGUAGCCGCCACCAACUCUUAGACUGCAUCGUUUAAGAAAUCCAAUAUUGAGAUCAAGAUGCCAAGCAUGGUGGGCAGCACCCAGACGACUUCGAGUAGUUUUUCGGCAGUGUUGAAUUCCUACCGGAAACGCGCCCAGUCCCGCUCUGCUUCGUUCUCCGAGCACGAUUCUAUCGAGCAGGCACCGCCCUCUGUCGUCGGGGAUGAGAUCAGGAAACACAUGCGCCUGUUGGAAGUCCCUCCGGGAUGGGCCGCUGCACCACCACCCCAAACUGGGUUCCGCGGCCGGCGAAACGCAAACUCCCGUGGCGGCUCCCGAAGGAGCUCUUUCGACUCAGAAACCUCCCUACACGGUAGGCCUCCGCGGGGAAUCAAAAGGCGCACGACUCGGUCACUUGAGCUGCCGAACGACAGGAAAGUGGAUGCUAUGGACGCGGUUUGGCCGGCUGCAGCAGGGAUCGAUGACGGAGAAUCGGAUGCAGAAUUGCAUGCCGCGAUGGAUCGUUUGCUGGAGGAGCGACCUGCGAAGUACGAAUCCCUCCGAGAAUUGUCGGAGGAGGAGUCCGUGCGGCGGGACCAUUGGGGCGUGACCAUGGCGUUGUACUCCCAAGCAUCUUCAAGUUCAACGAGAAUCGGCGGGAAUUCGAAGCAAAAAACCAAGAAGAGCAGCACGACGAGCAGUCAAGAGCACUCUCAUUCUUCGAGCACGAACGCACCGUCGUCAAGCUCCUCCUCGUUGAGUAGUAACACAAGCGAAGUCGACGCUGCCGAGCGGCCCUCUAGCAAACAGAAAAGCAGGCCAGGAACCCGAAGUAGCAAGCACGGUGGAUCUUCAACAUCACAGCAGCAGCAACGCCGCAAAAGGAGCAACCAAUUCGCAACCACAUCGAUCGAAAGCACUUCUAAGGAAAGCGACACAGCAAAACUGGUCGCGGAGAGAUACUCGGCAAUGGUGGCAGAGCGUACAUCGCCGAAAAAAUCAGAAAAGGAGUCGAUAAGUAACACCGCGGCAAAUUCCACGAUCGAGGCGAUUCACCGUACGCUGGCAAACCACCUACAUGCUUUGCGACCCGGGGCCCCGGCGCGGAAUCGAUCGGCGUCGCCGUUUAAAAAGUCACCGCGAAGUAGUUCUACCACAGGGACCAAGCGUGGGAAAAAGCCGCGACCCGAGCAGAUAUUUGCUGCCGACUCUCCGAUCCAGCUAGAGGAGGAAGAUCCGGAAAAAGUGAAGGAGGAGGAGGAGAAGCAGCGGCGACUGGCGAAUUUAGCCUCCUGCCCCCGUGGGUUGGUUCCGGUCGGAGAGGGUGCUGGGGCAGCUUCAGAAACCCGAGCAGCGACCGCGACAGCCGGUCUAUUUUCAAUUUCGUCAUUUUCAUCUGGCCACCAGGAGGGUGGCAUCUACCCAACGCACACUUUCAACGAUUCCGCAGGCGCCACGGGGGCUUCAGUGGCAAGAAGCCCGCCGAGAACGGCGUCGUCGGCAACGUCCUUUGCCCCGUUGGGUCCCAGCUUUCAAGCUGGCCUGCAGUUGGACGAUGCGCAGGCGGCGCAACGACGGCAAGCCCAAGGAUCCUGGCGGGAGUGGGUCGACCACAUGCGCAGGGCCACGGCUUCCACCGUACAGUGGUUUUCGGAUUUUGUUUGAGAUAGUGCCUUUUUCUGUGCAGAUGUCGUCGAUUAUAUAUUUGCGAUUUCUUCUGUAGUACGAAAUAGUUCUUCACUCAUUCCCUCUUCACGUGUAACAAAAAACUUCUGCACCAGCCAUCGACCAGCGGCCGGCUUUUCCCCGCGUUUCCCCGUAAGGAGUAUGACCCGGAAUUUGUGCAGAGUGCGUUCGUCGGCGGGAGCGCGUACCAGGAAUUUGGCACGUCUAUGGGAGAACACCCGGCUCAAGUAGAGGAGCGCAUGCGGGCCAAGAAGCUAAAGCAGCAGCAGAAAAACAACGAGAAUAAGGCGCAGCCACCGGAUGCGAAUUUGGUGAACGCCACACUGUUGCGGCAACUGAACAAGUACCAGAACGCGAACAAAAAGAAAGCGAAGAAAAUGGAAGGCAGUAAAUCGUCUUCCAGCAAGACUAUGACUAGCAGCGGCGCUCCCGCAGCGACGAAGGAGGCGAGUAAGAAUUUGAAGGAGCAGCAGAGCGGCGACCGCGUUGAUGAUGCAACUGGUGAGGGAAAGGAAAAGAUCGAAAGCAACCAAGAAUUUGUAAGCCCGACAAGGAGCGGCACGGCUCCCGCACCCAGUCUUCGGCAGGGAAAUAAGCGAUCGCAUCGUUUAGGCCGAGGCAGAAGCGAAGGGACCAGCAGUAAGGUAUCCAGCAGACCGGGAACGCAUCAUGGGACGAGCUACAACACUGAAGUUCCGCCGGACAGUCCGAACACGGUCGUUCGUGGGAGCAUCGAGAAGGCGUCGCUGCUGGCAAAGCGCCUGCUUGACACCAAAACGCUGCGGGCGUCCCCGGAGUCGAAGAAGAAUUUUUCGACUUCUUUACUCGAUCAGUUGGAGAGUCUGGAGUCGAUCAAAAAAGCAACAAGUUCGGCAGCGCGGGCCGGGGUAGAUCUGCAGCUACAGCCGGAAGAGGCCGAAGAUGUUGAAGUCCCUCGCGAAUCCGCGUCGAUGAUACUGCCUCGGAAGAAACGAAAGCAGGUACGGAACGUCUGCUAGAAGGAACAACAACAUGAUACAUGGGUAGCUUUCACUCUGUGUCUUUGUUUAGGCUGUUUGUGUGUGGUUGCAGCACUACAAGAAAGAAGAAACAAGAAAGAAGAAAUAAGUUUGCUCGAGAACAACGCUCUUCCUGCAAGCACUCUAUAAAUUGAAAAAAAACACAGGGCCCGCGUCCUGCCGAUCGAUUGCACACGCAGUCGCUGAUUCUCGAGCCGACGACCAACUCGAAGAGCAGUAACAAACUUAUUUCCCUCGCAGCGACGUACGGGACCACUUUCAGCAGCACCACGACCGGUGAGCAGCGUGAGCGCAGUGUCGAGCCACUCCCAGAAAAGAAGCCCCUAGACACCGCGGAGUUCGUGUAUCGGAUGACGCGCGCACAAACCGCGGAGCCGAUGUCGACGGAGGCUUUCCAACGUCGAUUGCGCCGCUUCGAAACGAUGUCGAAAACGAAACUGUCUAACUUUCAAGAUCGCGUCAGCCCGAUAAAGAAGAAACCGGCCCCCGCCAAGGGGAAGAAGGUAACGACUGGGGGCGGCGGCGCGAAGAGCACGAAAAGUAGACUGCCGAAGAAGUCGCCUCAGCGAGCAGAAGAGACCGAAGCUGCUACCGCAGGGGACAAUUCUUCCUUUGAAGAUCAGUUUCCGGCUCCCGAUGGAACGUCCGCUGAUGAUGUGUUGCGCGACCACUUCACGACAACUGCCGAUGAGGGUGGCGUUGAAACAACAAUAAGUCGCAGUCCGAAGAAGAAGAAAGCCUUCACUUUGACGCGCCUUGAUGCCGAGCGGUCUGGGACGCCAGGCCCGGUUUCGUAUCCGGACGUGUCGGUGGUUGGACAAGGACAUCAACCAGACCCGGCACGACCAAUGUCGAUGCAGACCGGUCGUCGAGUUCGUAUGGAUCUACCGAAAGCCGCUGACCGGCCACAAACGGAGCAGACUACCCGUUCGGCCGCCGCUGCCGCGCCGCGGUCUCCGAUUGACAUCGCUCCGAGCAAUCCGCUUUUUCCGGUGAAGCGGAGCAAAGAGCAGGAAUUUUGGGCACACAGUCUCUUCGCGAGUGGGACGGAGCGGAAGAACAGUUCUGCUUCUACGAGUACCAGUGCGCACGCAUCUUCACGGAUCUCGUCCGAUUCAGAGUGGUCUGGUUCUGAAGGAACGAACCCACAACUCCAGCAACAGCAGCAGCAGCCUUCCUCUACUACCUCGGGUGUUGACGAGGGAGAGACCAAUAUGCGUCCGAUGACAACACCAGGUGGUGUUUCGGCAUUUGAGCGAGCCAGGAGGCAGGAAAUGGGUGUGACGAGUGGCUUCGGCCCACCACCAGCGAGGGCAAGUAGGAAUGCUGCAGCAGAGUGGUCGCCGAUCGUUGAAGAGGACGACGAAGAUCUGCGUCAGUCCGGCUCACCGGUGAAGCAAAAGCCGUACAAUCCGAUCCCGACGAAUUAUCCACACCGAUAUGCCAAGGAUCACGGGUUGACAUCGGAACCAACAACUGCUGCAAGGCCGGCGACCUCGCCAACCAAAGUUCCGGCUGGCUCGCGGCGCGCGGUCACUGCUCCCCACAAGGAACAGCAGCUGCCAGGGUUUGCGAGGACGAGGUCGAACGCGAACAGGCCGACUCCGCCGCCUCCUGCGCCCGUGCCGUGGAGCAAGUCGGACGACUUCGAUUUUCCAUUUGCCAAUGGAAGCUCUUACACGACCACGUCGAGCUCUGGAACAAGCGCAAGUACUCACGUCAGUUCUUCGAACCCUGGCGCGCCAUCACGAGUAAAUCGCCCCUCCGCCGUCGACGGUGUAGCCAGAGCGGAAAUGGAUCGGCAUGUCGAGUGGCUGAACCAGCGCAAAAAGUAUCAGCAAGGCGAGGAGAAGCGGCGCGCGGAGGAGCGCGCGAAAAACGCAGCAGGCAUGAAAACCGACCAUCCCCCUCCGCGGCCCGGAACCACGCCAGGGCCGUCGUUUAGUACCAGUUCAUUUGGAGAGCAGACCGGGAUGAACAAGCCAGAGAAAACUACUGGUGCUCCUUCGACGACGACCGCUGGCAAUCCUGCUUCCGCGACGACCAGCACCUCCUCAGCAACGUCGACCCGCGGCAUGUUCAAAAACGCUAGCUUUUUCACGCACCCGCCACCAUCCACUGCGCCAGCAGGGGCAUCGCGGAACAACUACAGCAAUUCGUCUUCAUCUCCGUCCAAAACAGGAUCAGGUAGCAGGAACACUACUGGUACCGGCACAACUAGGCCCGGCCCACCACCGUUUUUGAGUGCCAACUCGUCAUCACUAACGGGAUUGCAAGCGGGCGACCGGGAGUCUGUGAUCAAGUCAGAGCUGAAGCGGGAAAUCAUCCAAAUCCGGAGAACUAGCAUCUCGGACAAGGAGGUACGGAAGCACGGUCUGCAGCUCCUCGCAAAGUGGCAUCCAGACAAGAACCCACAAAACCAGGCGCUGGCAACGAAAAUCUUUCAGUUCGCCGCCUCGGAGCUGAAAUUGAAAUAGCUGGUGCAGGCGGUGGAACAGGUGUUAUUGACAAAAGUAGGUAGUUGUACAGUACGGUCCAUCUGUUCUUUCGUCUUCUGACCUUGUAUCACCUAGCUUCUUAUAACUGCGUUUCACAAAAUGUAUGAUGAACCUAUCGAAUGACUGUAACGUAAUAUCAGUACGACGGAUCGGAACGAACAGCUCUUCGAGAUAUAGCCAUUGGCAAGUCUUUAGAUGUAUCAACUUCAAAAUCUCACAAUAGAAGCAAAAUUUUUUAGUCAAUUUUGCAAGAGGUGGUUGCAUUUUGCGUUGUCUCUGUCUUCGGAAGAGUUUCAAAAAUGUUGAUUGACUGCUCAAACGUGUAUCUGGAAAUAAAUCUGAAACCUGUAUUUUCGUGACAAUGUGCUAAGUCCAACCUGAUUAU
Amoebophrya sp. A120 is the source of this 5591-nucleotide messenger RNA. Lineage: Eukaryota; Dinophyceae; Syndiniales; Amoebophryaceae. The record is from the annotation of a GenBank genome assembly.